AGUGGCGCGGAUCAGUCUCUGACCAGCCGUUAUUUCUCGCCUGGUUGUUCCCUGUUCUGUCGUGCAUGCAACAGGACAGGACACCUUGCCAAAAGCUGCUCCUUCCGCAAGAAAUAUCCUAUAUGUGUCCUUUGUGGGAUCCAAGGUCACAUCCAAAGGAAAUGUCCAAGUCGCCCCUGUGGUAGAUGUGGACUGCCUUCACACGGGCUCAAGCCAUGUGAUCUGCCUCCAGUAUGGAACCAGCACUGCCUGCGCUGCGGGAUGACAGGGCACCUUUCUGAUGCUUGCCCUGAUACAUGGAGACAAUACCACUUGACAAUUAGGGUAGCGGUUCCCCUCAGGCCACAGGCAAGCCACAGCCUCCAUCACAGGAAGUGCUGCAUUCAUUGUUACAACUGCUCUAAAAGAGGACAUUACGGUUAUGAGUGCACUAAAAGGAGGAUGGUUACGGGCACUUUUCCAUCAUUGCCUUAUGUUUACCAAUAUGACACCAGGGAAGACAUUCUCCAACUUCGGACCAGGCGAGAGGAAAGAGUUAAAGAGCCUGCACAUGUUUUCUCAGACCGGUCUGAAAAAACAGGGACGAGCGGUGAGGAGAAUCGAUCAGUCCAGGGUGGACAAAGACAAAGAAGGAGCUGCACACCCGAGCUGGCACGUGGAAGACGUGGCAAGAGAGGCGCAAGGAGAGACGAGAGGUGAAGCGUCUGAGGAGGGAAGCUCAGGCCAGGCGGGAAGGAGGACUACUGAUAAAGUCCCGCUGUAGCUCUGAUGACGAAGUCUAUCCCAGAGUCCCCUUUAGUCGGCCCGAUGACAGGCAAAAACAGUCCACUGCACCUCCACAGAAGAAAAGGAGGGAUGAGACAGGUGGCAAAAAGAGCAAGAAGAGCAGAGAGGCAGAAAGGUGGAAGAAAAGAGGAGGGGUAAAACGUGGGUAUUUGUAUCCCCAUGCUGACAUAGAUAUCAGGAGUGUAAAUCUUCUUUCCCCAAAACAAAGAGUACGCCACAGAAAAAAAUGAUAGCUGAUCUUUUUUUAAUGCAUUU
Molecule: messenger RNA, 1041 nt
Organism: Maylandia zebra (zebra mbuna)
Lineage: Eukaryota; Metazoa; Chordata; Actinopteri; Cichliformes; Cichlidae
Source: RefSeq, a predicted model, not a curated record